AAAGAGAAAAUAUCAAAAAUCUUUUUCAGAAUGACCUAUCUCCAAUGGACAUAGCUUACUCAGUGACCACAGCUAACAUUCUCCUCAAUGCAACUUUGCUGGAAAAAUAUCUAAGUGCCAUCGCACCGCAAAAUGUUACAGUCUUCCUAGAAGCUUUCUCUUCUACAGCAAAACAGGCCAACCUGUCAGAGGAGCAAGUAACAACAAUAAAGAAAACACUCCUAGUUACAGAGCUCAGGGGUCUUCAGGCCAACUUCUCUACUUAUACAACUGAACAAUGGAGCGUUUUGUUCCAAAACGACUUGCUUAACUUGACAGUAUACUUCAACCAAACCCUUCUUGAGAUCAUCCCGCUGAACGUAACCUGCUCCUCCUACCAAGCAAUAGUUAAAGCAUUUAGCCUUCAGUUUAGCUCAAUGACAGAUGACACAAGAGAAGCAAUCUAUCAGAACUUCCUGAAACCAUACUUGAAGGCAAAGAUAGCCAUUUCCACAGUGGUUUGUGAUGCUGGAAACUUCCAGGACUGGAGUGAACUGAACUUUGGAGCCUUUUUCUACUUCUUCUCACUUGAAGAAAUCAUGACACUCAAUAAAAACUUUACAAUGGUAAGCUCCUGCACAUGGGUUGACAUUACAAAUCCUAGAUUGAUGAUGAAGCGCUGUAAGAGGUCAAUUAAAAAAGGUUACCAUGACAUAGGGUGGUGCAAUGCUAUAGGCUUUUGCCACCAAAGAGAAUCACACACACCUUGCUUGUACCAUAAAGGGGAUUCGUGAUAUACAGCUGACAGU
Rana temporaria (common frog) is the source of this 788-nucleotide messenger RNA. RefSeq lists its product as uncharacterized. NCBI's taxonomy places the organism in Eukaryota, Metazoa, Chordata, Amphibia, Anura, Ranidae. The record is from RefSeq and is a predicted model, not a curated record. The transcript has 4 exons. The coding region runs from base 45 to 773 and encodes 242 amino acids.